GGGAGAGCGGAUAUAGUGAAUGCGGGGUCUGGGGAGAGCGGAUAUAGUGAAUGCGGGGUCCGGGGAGACCGGAUAUAGUGAAUGCGGGGUCCAAGGGAGACCGGAUAUAGUGAAUGCGGGGUCCGGGGAGACCGGAUAUAGUGAAUGCGGGGUCCAGGGAGACCGGAUAUAGUGAAUGCAGGGUCCGAGGAGAGCGGAUAUAGUGAAUGCGGGGUCCGGGGAGACCGGAUAUAGUGAAUGCAGAGUCCAGGGGACACCAGAUAUAGUGAAUGCGGGGUCCAGGGAGACCGGAUAUAGUGAAUGCGGGGUCCGGGGACACCAGAUAUAGUGAAUGGUCCGGGGAGACUGGAUAUAGUGAAUGCAGGGUCCGGGGAGA
Messenger RNA from Staurois parvus, 376 nucleotides. The record is from the annotation of a GenBank genome assembly. Lineage: Eukaryota; Metazoa; Chordata; Amphibia; Anura; Ranidae.